Rhododendron vialii is the source of this 2610-nucleotide messenger RNA. RefSeq names its product gamma-tubulin complex component 2. Gene Ontology annotation, molecular function: gamma-tubulin binding; microtubule minus-end binding. The transcript is spliced from 21 exons. The record is from RefSeq and is a predicted model, not a curated record. Lineage: Eukaryota; Viridiplantae; Streptophyta; Magnoliopsida; Ericales; Ericaceae. Gene Ontology annotation, cellular component: gamma-tubulin small complex; centrosome; spindle pole. Gene Ontology annotation, biological process: mitotic cell cycle; microtubule nucleation; spindle assembly. The coding region runs from base 224 to 2359 and encodes 711 amino acids.
CAAACGGAGCCGGCGCACAAAGACAUACGUCUGGACGGGGAGUUCAAUUCAAAAACUCAAAAAAGGCGUACUAGAAGAGUUGGAGGUAGACGUCGACCUGAAGAAAUCGGAGAGGGGCGUCCAACUUUUGAAGAGAUGGAGAGGGAGAGAGAGAAACAUACCGGAAGAGUGAGAGAGGAGUAUUUCUAGCUACUAGCACUACUAGGGUUCAGCACUCUACUCAAUGGAUUCGAUUUCCACUUCUUCUUCUUCAGCGUGUCCGUUGACAACCCCUCAAUGGAACCUCGAUCGACCCUUCCUCACCGGACAUUUUCACCAGGAAACAAAGUCAUCAUCUCAAGUUGCCGCAUCCAAGGGUUUUUCAACCGAUUCGUUUAGUCCUGGAAACGAGAAGGCCAUAGGCUCCUAUCAUGCUUCGGUUCAGGAACUGAUCGUCAUUGAUGAUCUUCUGUCUGCUCUAAUUGGAAUAGAAGGACGAUACAUUUCAAUCAAAAGAGUCCGAUCAAAGGAUGAUAAUUUUGCCUUCCAGGUUGAUGCAUCUAUGGAUUUAGCACUUCAGGAAUCAGCGAAACGACUAUUCCCUUUGUGCGAGAGCUAUUUGUUGAUUAAUCAGUUUGUGGAGUCAAGGUCUCAGUUCAAGACUGGCCUUGUUAAUCAUGCCUUUGCUGCUGCACUACGGGCUCUCCUUCUAGAUUACCAGGCCAUGGUGGCACAACUUGAACAUCAGUUUCGACUAGGGAAACUUUCUAUUCAAGGAUUAUGGUUCUAUUGUCAGCCGAUGAUGGGAUCAAUGCAAGCUUUGUCCGUGGUGAUAAGAAAGGCUUCAGCUAAUAAUUUUCUGGGCUCAGCAAUUCUCAACCUCUUGCAAAGCCAGGCUAAGGCCAUGGCAGGUGAUCAUACAGUGAGGUCAUUACUGGAGAAGAUGACACAGAGUGCAAGCUCUGCAUAUCUUGGCAUACUGGAAAGGUGGGUGUAUGAAGGAGUGAUUGAUGAUCCUUAUGGUGAACUUUUUAUUGCUGAGAACAAAUCUCUUCCCAAGGAAAGUCUGUCCCAAGAUUAUGAUGCAAAGUAUUGGCGGCAACGCUAUAGUCUGAAGGAUGACAUUCCUAGCUUCUUAGAAAAUGCUGCUGGAAUAAUUUUGACAACAGGAAAAUAUUUGAAUGUGAUGAGAGAAUGUGGACACAACGUUCAGGUCCCUGUAUCAGAAAACUCAAAGUUGAUGAGCUUUGGCGCAAAUCAUCAAUAUCUGGAGUGUAUAAAAGCUGCUUAUGAGUUUGCGAGUGGCGAGCUCUUAACUCUUGUAAAAGAAAAGUAUGACCUAUUGGGAAAGCUGCGUUCUAUAAAGCACUAUCUUCUUCUUGAUCAGGGUGAUUUCUUGGUUCAUUUCAUGGAUAUAGCUCGGGAUGAGCUCUCUAAGAAGCCUGAGGAGAUUUCCGUUGAGAAGUUGCAGUCUCUGCUAGACCUUGCUUUGCGCUCCACGGCCGCUGCAGCAGAUCCUUGCCAUGAGGACUUAACCUGUUACGUGGAAAGAUCUACUUUGAUGAAAAGUUUGAGUAUGCUCAAAGAUCUGGAAGCCAAUCGGAGUGUUUUUGAUGGUAGUGAUUUAGAAGAACCAGUGAGCAUUACUGGUCUGGAAACUUUUUCUUUGAGUUAUAAGGUUCAGUGGCCAUUGUCGCUUGUGAUAUCAAGAAAAGCCUUGACGAAAUAUCAGUUAAUCUUCCGCUUCCUGUUUCACUGUAAACAUGUGGACCGCCAGCUUUGUGGGGCAUGGCAAGUGCAUCAAGCUGUCCGUGCUCUUAAUACUCAAGGAACCGCAAUCUCUCGGUCAUCAUUGCUGUGUCGUAGCAUGCUAAAAUUUAUUAGCAGCCUUCUACACUAUCUAACAUUUGAGGUACUUGAACCCAACUGGCACGUGAUGCAUAAUAGACUUAAGACUGCCAAGAGCAUAGACGAGGUUAUCCAGUACCAUGAUUUUUUCCUCGAGAAAUGCCUGAGGGAAUGCCUGCUUCUUUUGCCUGAACUUCUGAAGAAGGUGGAGAGGCUGAAAUCUAUAUGCCUUCAGUAUGCAGCAGCAACUCAGUGGUUGGUUUCAUCUUCCAUUGACAUUACCAAGAUUGACACGUCCUCUGAUGGUGCACUUGGAAUGGAAAAGCUAAAGCAACUGAAACUAAGGAAGCCAUCUCAUGCUCUGAAGGUAGACGCUGAAAAUGCAUCAGUAACCGACUCUAUUCUGAAAUUCGAGAGGGAAUUCAAUUCGGAGAUUCAGAGUCUGAGGCCAAUUUUGAGCAGUGGUUCUCGAGCAGAGCCAUAUUUAACUCAUCUUGCACAGUGGAUUCUCAGUGUUGGAAGGGACCAGUAAGUUUUGGCUCUUUGCUCGUCGUGCAUGGGAGUAGACAAACCUCAAAUGACCAAAUAUUCUAGUUUUUUGCCUUGUUUGCUUUGGCUCUAUUAUUAAUCUAGGAGUAUAGAAAAGUGUUUGAUCAAGUCCUUGAUUCAAGUUAUGGUGGUGAUGUGUGACAUGGCGUUUGGCUGCUUAUACAAGGCAUUACGGAAUUUUAUUCAAAACCCGAAUUGGGCGUUUCCCUAAUGCAAUGGUUAGUUUGUUGUGUA